AUGCCCAAUUCACGUCAAACUAGUGAAUCGACCGAUAGCGCCACAUUAAAAUGGAUGAAGAUCAUUUCAUCGACCUUCUUAGGUGAAGGAGUUCACUCGUCCUUGAUUUCUCCACGUAUUUCAUCCUAUAAUACCAUCGAAAAGACGAGUAUUCAUGUAACACAAGACGCAAUUCAACACUGGACACGAUUUCGACGUGAGAAUGAAUUUAGUCCAAUCCCAGAGUUUAAAAUUGCUCUUGUGGGUGGCACUGCCGUUGGAAAAACAAGUAUAUUAAGGCGAUGGAUUCAACGAUCGUAUCCAGUGACCUAUUCACCGACUAUUGGAAUUGAUAUUAGUACAAUCAUGUAUCAAUAUCAUGGACAAGACAUAUUAUUGCAUCUAUGGGACGUUUCAAGUGCUGAAAUUGACAUGACUGCGUCAUCAUUGCAUGCAUUACUCUGUGAAGAAUUGGACGGUAUUUUUUUCGUCUUUAAUGUCCAUCGUGUGAGCUCAAUUGCGGCCAUUGAUAAAUGGCGUCAUUGUUUAUCCAAGUAUUUAUCUCCCAAAGAAACACCAUGCUUUCUUCUCUCGCACAAGGCUGAUUUACUACAGAAACGUAUCAUGACAAGCAAUGACAUUGCUGCUUAUGCAAAAGCAGCAGGAUAUAAAGGAUGGAUGUGGACGGUAGGUAAGCCCAGCUUUGGUGAGAAUGAAAAGAAUGCACCUGUCUGGAAGGCGCUGGAGCGAAUGGUCGAAUUUAUCUGCAGAGAUCGCAUUGCGACGGAGCACAUACGACUUGCGCGUUUGACAAGACCAGUGGGUAUUCUGGAGACGUCUCGAAACCCCGCACCUCUGGAAGUUAUUCAAACCGACGAUGCAUUGCAUCAUUUUUCGACGGCUUUACUGCGUAUCCCUACGAAAGCUAUCACGACACUGUUGCGUGAUGAAAAUAUGAUGCCGAUUAACGAGCCAUUCAACCCAAACGACGAGGAGAAGGAGGACGACAUUAGUGCGCACUUUAAAUCUGCGCUGCGCACGGACAACCGCGCUUCCACUUACGGUGGUAGCUGGAUUUUGGGUGCUGACAAAGGUGUCUACCUCUGCGCCACUAACAGUUGUCUUCUUGGCAAUGGCGAGACUGAUGACGACUCAGAGUCUGUGGAGGAGUUUCAGUUUCCGUUUUCCGGCUCACGACAAAUUAAUGAGGAGGAGGAUGCUGUCGCUGCAGCUGAGUCUCGUAGGCGAGAAAAAAUCGAAGAGGCUCUUGAGCGGCAGAGAGAAGCAGAAAGAGCUGAAAGAGAUCGUUGCAAUGACCAGGAGGCGUGGCGCUUUUUCGCUGGCAGUAUUAGUCGAGGUCAUGCCGAAGCUCUUCUUGCAAAUCGUGAGUCUGGAACCUUUUUGCUUCGCCGUAAGGAUGCCCAGACGCUGGUUCUGUCUUACGCCGGACCUGACCAUGUGCAUCACGUGCUUAUCGAGUUCUUGAACCAGAGGUAUCACAUUGGUUCGUCCAAAGCAUCGCUGACGACAUCAUUUGACACACUCUGGAAAUGCUUACGAAGUGUGCGGCGCUACGCAUUCCGCGGACUUGUGUUUACUCGUAACGCGGAUUUCAGUGUAAUCAACAAACACAAACUGGUAGUCGAAAACGAAAGUACUCCACCAUAUGGGACCAUCGAUAAUGCUACUACGCCUACUGCAGCACCAAUAACGUCAAAUAUUUGGCGCACACGAACACGGAGUGGAUCAAGCAGCUCCCAGGGUGAGCGUAGUAGUAGCAGCAGCAGUCGCCAGGCAUCUCCCACCACAGAUCCCCAGAAAGCACGUCGUAAACCAGGCUUGCAAGCCGAUCAGGAGCAAGUGAAAAUUCCGCCACCUACCCGUAUCGACGAGCUGAGCGAUGAAUUUUAUGACCACUUGGCCGAGCGCUUAACGUUCUUGGCUGAACAGCAAAAGACAGGGACGUUUGAAGAAGAUGGCAAUGACAAACUCCAUUUGUUCGAGGAUAUUGAUCCUCUUUUGGAAAUGGCGGUGCAGGAAAAGAGGGAGCUGCGUCAGGUGCGAAGUAGCAAUGCUGAAAGUCAAUGGCGCCAACUCGUGAAGAAUAUGGAGGCGUGGAACCGCAUCGUUAUGAACUUGGAGCUCAGCACACUGAAAUUGGCGUAG
Messenger RNA from Peronospora belbahrii, 2145 nucleotides. Lineage: Eukaryota; Oomycota; Peronosporomycetes; Peronosporales; Peronosporaceae. The record is from the annotation of a GenBank genome assembly.